Molecule: messenger RNA, 659 nt
Organism: Helicoverpa armigera (cotton bollworm)
Lineage: Eukaryota; Metazoa; Arthropoda; Insecta; Lepidoptera; Noctuidae
Exons: 2
Coding region: 136-609 (157 amino acids)
Source: RefSeq, a predicted model, not a curated record
UCUAGAUUUUGCUUCCGUAGAGGCAACCCGUACCUUGAAUUUUGAAAUAUUAAUUUAGGUAAAUUCAGUGUUGCUGCGAAUUUUAAUUGUGUAGCGGAUUUUUGCUGAUCAGAGACUCCAGUUUCAACCGACACCAUGAACCAAGCAGCCGCACCCAUGGAGCCACCAAUCUUCACCACGACCCUCACCAUCUCUUCAAAAUCUCCCCUCUACACCCGCACGGAGAAGAUUGACCUCAUCAAUAAGGAACUGCUUGAAGAACUGACUAUCAAAGCAAUAGACCCCAACCAUGAGUUCAGUCAUGCCCAAGACAUGAUCGCUCUCCUUGGAGACAUCAAACAGUAUGAAGAGUCCAUCAUUCUCAGCAAGGUUAUCACAAUCAUUGACAGAGGUGUACAACGGAUGAAGAACUCAGGUCGUCCUUUCGGGAUUGAGAUAUCAGAACUGACAAAGCUUCGAGAAGAGCUAAUGAAGCAUCUGUCUGAGCGUCAGGAUAUGUGCAUGGAGACUCGCAGGAUCUGCCAGGAGGUGACCAGGGAGACCAGUAACCAACGCUUGCGCUUGGAGAUACAGCUCAAGAGAGUUGAACAACCGGCUAUCCAAAUGUAAACUAUUUGGAAACUGCAUAAUAUUGAGUAGAAGACUUAUCAUUUGUCAUU